GUCAGGGUAAGGCUAAUUUUAGCAGGACAGCUGAAUGUGAGGGGUCAUAAUGAUAGAUAAAGUGGAUACAGUUACCAGUUCAGGCAGUUGUCACGGUCUGUGUCCUCCUUCUGUCGCUUCAAGGGUUUCUCUUUGUUCUUUCUUUCAGCAAAAGAGUCACAAUGCCUCAUGCAUAUCCAUUCCUGACCCCGGAGCAGAAGAAGGAGCUGAGUGAUAUUGCUCAGAAAAUUGUUGCUCCUGGCAAGGGAAUUCUUGCAGCUGAUGAGUCCACAGGGAGUGUUGCAAAGCGCUUCCAAAGCAUCAAUACUGAAAACACAGAGGAGAACAGAAGGCUGUACCGCCAGUUACUUUUUACUGCCGAUGACAGCAUCAAGCCAUGCAUCGGUGGCGUAAUCCUUUUCCAUGAAACCCUCUAUCAGAAAAGUGAUGAUGGCAAGCUUUUCUCUCAGCUGAUUAAGGAUAGAGGCAUGGUGGUAGGAAUCAAGGUGGAUAAGGGUGUAGUACCACUGGCAGGCACCAACGGAGAGACAACUACACAGGGUCUUGAUGGGCUAUAUGAGCGCUGUGCCCAGUAUAAAAAAGAUGGCGCUGACUUUGCCAAGUGGCGCUGUGUAUUGAAGAUCACCCCCACAACCCCCUCUCAACUUGCAAUUUUUGAGAAUGCCAAUGUGCUCGCCCGCUAUGCCAGCAUUUGCCAGAUGCAUGGUAUUGUGCCCAUUGUGGAGCCUGAGAUCCUGCCUGAUGGUGACCAUGACCUGAAGAGAUGCCAGUAUGUGACUGAGAACGUUUUGGCAGCUGUGUACAAGGCUCUUUCAGAUCACCAUGUAUACCUGGAGGGAACCCUUCUAAAACCCAAUAUGGUGACUGCAGGUCACUCUUGCUCCCACAAGUACUCCCCUCAGGAAAUUGCAAUGGCAACUGUCACUGCACUGCGCCGCGGUGUUCCCCCUGCUGUUCCUGGUGUCACUUUUCUGUCUGGUGGACAAAGUGAGGCAGAGGCCACAGUCAACCUGAACGCCAUCAACCAAUGUCCUCUACAAAAGCCCUGGGCUCUUACAUUCUCAUAUGGUCGCGCCUUACAAGCUUCGGCACUAAAAGCCUGGGGAGGCAAGAAGGAGAAUGGCAAAGCCUGCCAGGAGGAAUUUGUUAAAAGAGCCAUAAACAACAGCGCAGCAUGCGUUGGUAAAUAUGUCUCUUCCGGAGAUGCAGGAGCUGCAGUCGGAGAGUCUUUGUUUGUGGCCAAUCAUGCUUAUUAAAUAAACAACACAUUGUGUGCCUAGACCUCCACCAGAAACACUGAUAAUACCAUCAUGACAAUACACAGUGUUUGAUUGCCUUAAAGCAGAAUUUCAUGAAUCACAAUGUGAAUCUACAAUAUUUACAAUGUAAUUAUUUACAUGAAACUAACAGUACAUUUAAAUCACCUAAUAGUGCCUUGUAAAGUGGACUUCACAGGUAUUCAACCAUCUUCAUUGAGAUUUCAAUUUCCAUGCAGUGGGAUAGGGAACAAGUGUACAUCAACAAGCGUACAAGUGUACAACAGAAGUAAAUGUAUGUCCUUGCUUCAGUGCAACAUGAAGUUUGGAUGAAAUAAACAGUAAAAAAAAAGA
Paramisgurnus dabryanus is the source of this 1610-nucleotide messenger RNA. RefSeq names its product aldolase a, fructose-bisphosphate, b (gene aldoab). NCBI's taxonomy places the organism in Eukaryota, Metazoa, Chordata, Actinopteri, Cypriniformes, Cobitidae. Gene Ontology annotation, molecular function: fructose-bisphosphate aldolase activity. The record is from RefSeq and is a predicted model, not a curated record. Gene Ontology annotation, biological process: glycolytic process.